AUGGAUCGUGGUAAAGGACAGAGCACUUCGGCGCCCAAGAAAGAUACGAAAACCACCAAGGAGGAUAGGUUGAGUAUGCUCUACCAAAAGUUCAGCAGGGUGAAGCUUACCCCCAGUAAAAUUCCUGAAUAUUUAGAUAAUUUAUCUGAUGUCGAGGCAGAUGUUGAGGGGGAAGAACGUCAAAGCGAUUUCAGUAGUGAUAAUGAGGGGACCGCGACGUCUGAUGAGUUUGAUGAAUCAUCGAGUGAGGAGAGUAGCGAGGGGAGUGAGGAUGAGGCCCGCCCCAAGCCACCCAUAAGGAGGCGUACAGGACGGCUUCACCAGCCAAAUCCUGACGAUGCCUGGUCUAGUGACAAUACACCACCAUUUGUAGACAGUUUCACUGCCACACCAGGCCUAACUGUCCCAGUGCCAACCACUCCCGUGCAAUUCAUACAAUUAUUCCUGACACGGGCCCUCAUUGAAUAUAUCACAGUGGGAACGAACAGGUAUGCCAGACAAUUUAUUCAGAAUGCUUCCAGGCACACCAUGAGGAUGUGGCAAGAGGUAUCGUUGAAGGAAAUGGCCAGGUAUUUGGGUCUGUCUAUGUUGAUGGGUAUUGCACCCCUUCCGACGAUGAGAAUGUACUGGCAAACAAGCCGGUUGUGGCAUAUGAGGACCUUCAAUAUUUUCAUGACUGCAAAACGAUACCAACAUAUCAGCCAGUUUUUCCAUAGUUACAACAAGCUUGCAAUUUCCCCAAACAAUAAGGACCGAAUGGUAAAACUGCGCACAAUCAUUACUUAUUUUACUACCAAGUUUGGCACAUACUACGUUCCCAAUAAAGCACUCAGUUUGGAUGAAGGAACAAUGUCGUGGCGUGGUCGUUUAUCCUUCAAGGUUUACAAUCCAAAUAAACCAAAUAAGUAUGGGGUAAAGUUGCACAUGCUUGCCGAGUAA
Messenger RNA from Procambarus clarkii (red swamp crayfish), 939 nucleotides. RefSeq names its product piggyBac transposable element-derived protein 4-like. NCBI's taxonomy places the organism in Eukaryota, Metazoa, Arthropoda, Malacostraca, Decapoda, Cambaridae. The record is from RefSeq and is a predicted model, not a curated record.